Molecule: messenger RNA, 528 nt
Organism: Botrytis porri
Lineage: Eukaryota; Fungi; Ascomycota; Leotiomycetes; Helotiales; Sclerotiniaceae
Exons: 1
Coding region: 1-528 (175 amino acids)
Source: RefSeq, a predicted model, not a curated record
AUGGCCACGAAUUGUUUAGGUCCGUCCCUCUUCACCCAGCAUCUUCUCCCAUGCCUGAAAGCUGCGACAAAAGACUCCAAACGUGGCGCUGUCCGUGUGGUCUGGACAUAUUCUCAGUUCUCAGAGUUUACGGCCCCCAAAGAUGGGAUUAUCAUGUCUGAACUCGGUACUCACCCGAAAGACCAAGUCAAGGAUUACAAUAAUUCUAAAAUCGGCAACUGGUUCUUGGCUAGUGAACUAGCGAAAAAAGUUGGCGAAUUCGGGAUUCUGAGUGUAUCGCAGAAUCCAGAUAAUUUGAAAACAAAUUUGAUGAGGAAUGCAAAAUCGAUGUAUCAUGCUGCGUGGCCGCUUUUGUAUAAGGCGAAGAUGGGUGCGUAUACAGAGCUUUGGGCGGGAUUGUCGGAGGGCUUGAACAUGGGCAAUUAUGGAGCGUGUGUGAUCCCUUGGGGACGUAUACAUCCGGGUCCAAGAGAGGAUUUGUUGCUUGCUUUGAAGGGUUCUAAUGAAGGAGAAAGUGGGACGGAAUGA